UGUAGCAAGAUUAGUUAUAAAACAAAUAUUUAUAAUAUUUAUCACAACUAAGUGUAUGUGGCUUUGCAGGUUUAUUUUAAUUGAUCACAAAUAUUUUUUUUACUUAGUUAACGUGUACAACAAGUAAUAUGUCUGUGCCGCCUCAAGCUUUUGUCAAUAAAAAUAAAAAACAUUUCCUGGGGAUUCCGGCUCCCUUAGGUUAUGUUGCUGGUGUUGGUAGGGGUGCUACUGGCUUCACAACUCGGUCUGAUAUUGGUCCAGCUAGAGAUGCGAAUGACAUAUCUGAUGAUCGACAUGCGCCACCAGCCGCUAAACGCAAGAAAACUGAGGAAGAAGAUGAUGACGAAGACUUAAAUGACUCUAAUUAUGACGAAUUUUCAGGUUACAGUGGCUCAUUAUUCUCGAAGGAUCCUUAUGACAAAGAUGACGCAGAGGCUGAUGCUAUUUAUGAAUCAAUUGAUAAAAGGAUGGAUGAGAAAAGAAAGGAAUACAGAGAAAAACGCCUUAAAGAAGAUUUAGAGAGAUAUCGUCAAGAAAGGCCAAAGAUUCAGCAGCAGUUCUCAGAUCUGAAACGUGAAUUAAAAAUGGUAUCCGAAGAUGAAUGGGCAGCUAUACCAGAGGUGGGUGAUGCAAGAAAUAGAAAGCAACGUAAUCCCAGAGCUGAGAGGUUCACACCUCUACCUGAUAGUGUGCUGUCUCGCAAUCUAGGUGGUGAAUCCUCAUCAACAAUUGACCCUAGCUCUGGUUUAGCUUCUAUGAUGCCUGGUGUCAUGACACCCGGAAUGUUGACUCCUUCAGGCGAUUUAGAUCUCAGGAAAAUAGGUCAAGCAAGGAACACACUUAUGACAGUAAAGCUAUCCCAAGUUUCUGAUUCAGUAACAGGUCAAACCGUAGUGGACCCGAAAGGUUAUCUCACCGAUUUACAAUCAAUGAUACCUACGUAUGGGGGUGAUAUAAAUGAUAUAAAGAAAGCAAGACUGCUAUUAAAGUCUGUGAGAGAGACUAAUCCCAACCACCCUCCGGCCUGGAUCGCUAGUGCUAGGUUGGAAGAAGUCACAGGUAAAAUUCAAUCAGCACGGAAUCUUAUCAUGAAAGGCUGUGAAGUAAAUCCAAGUAGUGAAGAGCUGUGGCUGGAAGCAGCUCGCCUGCAACCGCCCGAUACCGCCCGCGCUGUGAUCGCACAUGCGGCUAGGAAUUUGCCACACAGUGUUCGAGUUUGGGUGAAAGCGGCUGAUUUGGAACAGGAGACAAAGGCGAAGCGCCGUGUAUAUCGCAAGGCAUUAGAACAUAUACCCAACUCCGUGCGUCUUUGGAAAGCAGCAGUCGAAUUGGAAAAUCCGGAAGAUGCUCGAAUAUUACUAUCCAGAGCUGUCGAGUGUUGUCCCACCAGCGUUGAACUUUGGCUAGCAUUGGCAAGAUUGGAGACGUAUGAAAAUGCAAGGAAGGUGUUGAAUAAAGCUCGUGAAAAUAUACCCACUGAUCGGCAGAUUUGGGUAACGGCUGCCAAACUCGAAGAAGCUCACGGCAACACUCACAUGGUGGAGAAGAUCAUAGACCGUGCUAUAACUUCUCUUAGUGCAAAUGGUGUGGAAAUUAACAGGGAACAUUGGUUUAAAGAAGCAAUGGAAGCUGAGAAAUCGGGGGCAGUUCACACGUGUCAGGCAAUCAUUCGCGCGGUGAUAGGAACUGGAAUCGAAGCAGAAGAUCAAAAGCAUACUUGGAUGGAAGACGCUGAGGCGUGUGCGAACGACGGCGCAUAUGAAUGCGCACGCGCAGUGUACGGUUACGCUCUAUCCGUAUUCCCAUCCAAAAAGUCUAUAUGGCUAAGGGCUGCAUAUCUCGAGAAACAGCAUGGAACUCGAGCUAGUCUUGAAGCUUUGUUACAACGAGCGGUUGCCCAUUGCCCCAAGAGCGAGGUGCUUUGGCUGAUGGGAGCAAAGUCCAAGUGGUUAGCAGGUGAUGUACCGGCCGCCCGAGGUAUUCUGUCACUGGCCUUUCAAGCAAAUCCCAAUUCUGAGGAAAUUUGGUUGGCUGCUGUUAAACUGGAGAGUGAGAACAAAGAAUACGACAGAGCCAGGCGACUCUUAGCCAAGGCUAGGGCUUCUGCUCCCACACCACGGGUAAUGAUAAAAUCAGCAAAAUUGGAAUGGGCUUUAAAUAACCUCGAUGUUGCUUUGAAUCUAUUGGAAGAAGCAAUCAAAGUAUUCAGCGAUUAUGCGAAGUUGUACAUGAUGAAGGGGCAGAUAGAGGAGCAAAUGGAAAAAGAUGAUGAAGCACACAACACUUAUUCCCAGGGUUUGAAAAAAUGCGCAACUUGUGUCCCAAUGUGGAUCUUAUUGUCAAGGCUAGAAGAGAAAUUAAAGCACGUCACAAAAGCCAGAUCGGUUUUGGAGAAAGCAAGACUUAGAAAUCCUAAGAAUCCAGACUUGUGGCUGGAGAGCGUUCGUCUGGAGCGUCGAGCGGGCUGCGCCGAGGUGGCGGGCUCGCUGCUGGCCAAGGCGCUGCAGGACUGUCCCACCGCUGGGCGACUGUGGGCCGACGCCAUCUUCAUGGAGGCGCGACCGCAGCGCAAGACCAAGAGUGUGGACGCGUUAAAGAAAUGCGAGCACGACGCGCACGUGCUGCUGGCCGUGUCGCAGCUGUUCUGGACGGAGAGGAAGCUCAACAAGUGUCGCGAGUGGUUCAACCGGACUGUUAAAAUCGACCCAGACCUAGGCGAUGCUUGGGCAUUCUUCUAUAAAUUCGAGUUAAUACACGGCACCGAACAGCAACAAGAGGACGUAAAGACUCGCUGCAAAGCUGCGGAGCCGCAUCACGGCGAGCACUGGUGCAAGGUCUCGAAGGAUAUCGCCAACUGGUGCUUCAGUACCGAACAAAUACUUCUGCUUGUUGCGAAAAAUCUACCCGUUCCGACAUAGAUUAUAAACAGGUAGAAGUGCAUUUUAUUUUAUCUGUAGCUAUUGUAUACGAUAAAGCACAGAGUUAUAUGUUUGAUGUUUUUAUAUAAAAGUAAAUGCAAUUUGUGUUGUAAUUACUACAUAAAUAUUAACAUUGAUUGUUAAGUCCAGUGGUCCAUCGUUUUUUUUUUUAGGUUAAAAUAUUGGUAUUUUUAAUCACAUUAAAGAUUUGUCAAACCUUGUAAUAAUCCAAACAAUGUGACUUAUUUUAAGAACUGUAGACCAAAAGGACUUUAAAUACCUGAUAAUAUGGAUUUUCUAUGAUUUUUAAAAUUAUAAGAAUGACUGCACUUAUAGAAAAUAUGUACAACUUCUGGUAUUAUAAUGCCUAUAUACAUAUGUAUAUAAGCAAAUAAAUAAUUUAAUAGUAUGCAUUUUAACUAUUCCUCUUUUGUAAUAGUUUUUAUUAUUUAAAUAUAAGUUUUGUCAUUUCUCUUAUAUACAUGUAUCGUAAGAUGUCGUCGUUAAUUUACGUCACUGCCGAACAUUAUAAUAUAAACACACGAAUAUCUUAUCUUCUUCUUCUUUUUCGUCGUGUCACUCUUGUCAGAGCGGUCGUGGUCGCCAUGAAGUAUUAUAAAUUAUUCGGCGCAGAUGUUAUUCGCCUUACGAGCCUGCGCCAUAUGUCCCUGUAAGCCUCGUGCAUUCAUGCAAAGGACCGCCAACAGUUGUUUUUAUUUGGUCGGUCCAUCGCAUGGGCGUCCUUCCACGUGGUCUGAUGCCAUCCACCUUGUCUUGAAUAACAAGGCGUUCAAUGGAGUCAUUUCCUAGCCGGGAGACGUGUCCAAAAAUGUUAAUAUGUUAUCUUGAUAAAGAAUAAUAACGUUGAAGAAUUAAUUUAGAAUAACUUAUAAACCUGAGAAUAGUUUAUUGAGUAAUUAUCCUUGGAAAAAGUUUUUUUCGGACCGUUUAAUGGAAGCCUAAUAAAUGAUUAUUAACAAAUAGACCAAAUUAAUCCGACUAUACAUUUCCUCGCCACCAAUUUGACUUUUACGAGCCGCAACUUCAAAACGGCAAAGUUAGAAUUUUCGUACAUAUUUGUAUUAAUUUAUUCUUAUCAAAAAUUUUUAUUUCAUUCUCUAUUUGUAUCAAUGUAGAUAUAUAUGUUGGUCCCCAAAAUAUAAUGAAAAUUAAAUUGUUUUUUAGAUAAGUAAUUUGUAUGUGUAUUUUAUAUGAUGGCUCUUCAAAGAGCUGGUUUAAGGUAAACCCUGGAAUAUAAUUAAUGUAAGCAAUUACAUUGUCGUACAUAGUUUUAUGUCUUCUGUAAAUUAAUGUAUUUCACUAUACAAUAUAAACUAGAG
Nymphalis io (European peacock) is the source of this 4258-nucleotide messenger RNA. It is a transcript of the gene Prp6, whose product is annotated as pre-mRNA-processing factor 6. Lineage: Eukaryota; Metazoa; Arthropoda; Insecta; Lepidoptera; Nymphalidae. Gene Ontology annotation, biological process: mRNA splicing, via spliceosome; spliceosomal tri-snRNP complex assembly. Gene Ontology annotation, cellular component: catalytic step 2 spliceosome; U4/U6 x U5 tri-snRNP complex. The record is from RefSeq and is a predicted model, not a curated record. Gene Ontology annotation, molecular function: protein binding. Bases 129 to 2918 code for a protein of 929 amino acids. The transcript has 17 exons.